UAAAGGUCGUGUUUUGAGUUUUUCCUCCAUCGUAAACAAUGGCUUCCAUAAGUUGGUUAACGUGCAGGCGGUUGUCUCGGCUUGUGUGUCCGUUCUCUCAGGUCGCGCGGCGGUCGGUGCUGCAGUAUGUGAGGACUCCAGCGCGCGCGCUUCACCGAGGGAGCGCGCGACGGGCGGCGGAGAAAAACCCGCUGAACAGAUCAAGACCGGUGGAGCAACAGUACAUCACUGAACUAGAUAAAGCCGAUGCGCUGAUGCUGCGGAAGUCUCAUGAAACAGGAUUUUUGUCCUGGUUCCGGAAUGGUCUCCUGGCAACAGGGAUUGGCAUUAUUGCGUUUGUACAGAGUGACGUGGGCCGAGAGGCUGGAUAUGCAUUCUUCAUCCUGGGCGGAGUGUGCGUGUCGUUCGGCGGAGCGUCGUACGUGGGCAGUCUUCUGACUCUGAGGAGGAUCAUGCUCCUCUCUCUGCCGGCUGUGCUGCUCCACACGGCUGUAGUGUCCAGCGCUGCCCUCUUCUGGCUGUGUGCCGUAUCGCUCUACAUCGGCCGCCUUGAGGUGGAGAUCAUUCACGAUGAGGAUGAGGAAGAGCACGGGGGAGAUGAGGACGGGGAGUGCGGCGAGUGCAGAGCCCGACGUGAGAGACGGGGCGCUGAAGAAAAAGGCCAAGACAAGUGAGAGGAGACUGAAAUGGCCGUUUACUCUGAGCCUGAGCCAGAGCUCUAUUCAUAAACUGCUUUAAGAGAACUGGUUUCAGGUCGGUGUGGAGUUGCGGCUUCUACCAAUAUUACUGUGCAGUACUCUAGUGCUUGAUUUAUUGGAUUGAGUGAGUUUUUGUGUUUCUUAUAUACCUGAACAUGAGCUGUCCCACUGCUUACAAAGGGUCUUUGACAUAAAUUCACAUUUUUCCUUUGUAAUUUUUUUUUUGUUGUUGUUGGUUGUGGAAUAUGAGUGCUGGAACAUUAAAAUGAAAGUUAAUUUCUUAACUGGCACUUACUGGACAGCUAAUUCAGCCUAUGUUAUAAAUGGGCAUGUUCACUGUUUUAUAUAGUGACAUGAUUUAGAAAUAUAUAUAUUUUUUGGUAACACUUUACAGUAAGGUUUGAAUUUUUUUUUUAACAUUAGUUAAUGCAUUCACUGAUAAUAACUAUAAAGCAUUUAGUAAUUUAAGAUUCAUUUAUAAAUAUACUAUUGUUCUUUGUGAUGAUACAUUAGUUCAUGUUAUAUAUUUUAUAAUGUAUAACAAUUAUACUUUCUUAUAAUUUACAUAUUUAAAUUAUACAUGUAAAAAUAUAUCUGUAACGUACUAAUAUGUUUGUAUAUGUAGAAAUGAACAUUAAUCAAGGUUAAUAAAUGCUGUGAAAGUAUUGCUUACAUUAAAUCAUGUUAACAAAUUGAACCUUACUGUAAAGUGUUACAGCUUUUAUAAUAUUAGAGCUGGUUUUUCAUCAUGCAGCAUUUUUCCAUUGUUUUGGCCUCAUUCUUUGAGAUUUAUUUUAAAAUGAUUACCUCACGUCUCUCACAAUUCCCUUCAGAUUUCCUGCUCUAGUCUUAUUCAAUAAAAUCACUCCUUGCAGAUUUGAUAAGAACUUCUAGACUUCAUCUUCCAGCUCAUGGCUUUCUCUCAACAGAGAUGAAAGCACAAAAUCUCUUUUAUUAUGCAUGAAUCCAAAGUAUAGAUAUUAGUAGCUUUUUUAAAAAAAAAAUUUAUUGAGAGCAUGCAAUCCUGCCAGUUACUGUCUUUCAUGUGUAGAGGUUGUGGUUAGAAGAGAUACAUCUACGGCCGGAAGUGACACAAUAAAAUAACAAUAAAUUAAAUUUGCUACUUAUCAGAUUGGUUUUAUUAACAUCUACACCUAAACCUACCCUUACAAUAAUGUAAAUACAGUAAUUAAUUGUUGUUCAGCGCAAUAUUGAUACGCGCACGCCCAGUAAGCCCUGGUAGGACAAUCUGGCCGUAGCUGUAUCCCUUAUAGCCUCAACCGCAGAUAAUCUGAUGAGGUGAGAUGUCGUGUCAGGCGUGUGUGUGUGUGUGUGUGUGUGUGUGAACCGCACAUGCUCAUACAGUGAUUCACUCAACUGGAGUGUGUUUAUGUUUACUGUAUAUUUAAUCGGCGCACAUUGCACACUUAGAAUCAGUCAACUCUAAAUGUCUUUUUUUCCAUGUUCAUACUAAGCAAAUACACAAAUCUUACCUUCAAGAAGGAGUAAUUCAACAAUGUCCUAUUACAGAUUAAAUUGUUGUCAAUUGCUAA
Ctenopharyngodon idella (grass carp) is the source of this 2251-nucleotide messenger RNA. RefSeq names its product transmembrane protein 160 (gene tmem160). The coding region runs from base 39 to 674 and encodes 211 amino acids. The record is from RefSeq and is a predicted model, not a curated record. The transcript has 4 exons. NCBI's taxonomy places the organism in Eukaryota, Metazoa, Chordata, Actinopteri, Cypriniformes, Xenocyprididae.